Molecule: messenger RNA, 6437 nt
Organism: Acanthopagrus latus (yellowfin seabream)
Lineage: Eukaryota; Metazoa; Chordata; Actinopteri; Spariformes; Sparidae
Gene: fam160a1a
Product: family with sequence similarity 160 member A1a
Exons: 13
Coding region: 573-3572 (999 amino acids)
Source: RefSeq, a predicted model, not a curated record
GACGGGGGCCUGGUGGAGCUCAGAGAGGGAGGAGCGUUCAGAGAGGAUCAGCGCGGUGUCACCUUUGAGUGUGUGUGUCUGUGUGAGUGUGUUUGUGCGUGAGUGCGCGUCGGGGCAGGUUAAGUAGCCUGGUUACACACACAUAAUACCUCCGCGCACUGUUACGAAACCUGGAGGCGCCGGAGCUGUGACCGGGGGAGCGACUGCGUUCUCGUGUUUAUUUUCAUCCCGCAGCGCAGAUCCUGAGUCUGUUCGUGUUUUUUUUUUUUUUUUAUUAAAAACCUGGUCGCUGCUGAUCCACGGCCGCUCCGUGUGUGUGUGUGUGUUGUGUGUGUGUGUGUGUGUGUGUGUGUGUGCGCGCGCUCCGCUCCGUCCGAAACCAGCCGGAGGAUCCGUCCCACGGACGAGAAUGAGGUCCUCGGCUGCGACCCGUCCCUGUUAAAAGAUGGUUCAGCGAAGGUCCUCUGUCAUUAUGCUCCCUCCCGUGGUUAUAGUUGCACCCAGCAAGCGGUCAGGAAUGUCCUCCUUCUCCUGCCUAUGACAUGGUCUAAUCCACGUAUGAUCCGGUCACCAUGAUGGCCUCCAUGGUUGCCAGCGGAAACCGAGAUGGGCAGCCUCUGGUUCCGAAAGGGGUGGAUCCAGAGACGUGCAUGAUUGUGUUCAAGAACCACUGGGCUCAGGUGGUGAAGAUCCUAGAAAAACAUGAUCCCCUUCGCAGCGGCUCCACCCUGACCUCCAUGAACGUCAUCAACCUCACCACCGGCUCCAGCGGCAGCCCCCGUUUCGGCCCCAUCCCCGGAGACGAGGCGAACGCGGUGCAGAAUUAUGUGGAGCACAUGCUGUUCCUCCUGAUGGAGGAGGAGAGCGGUCAGGCUGGAGCCAUGGGCCCCAUCCUGGAGUUCGUGGUGAUGGAGAACGUGAUGGAGCGCCUGUUCGUAUGGAGCCUCCGCAGGGAGUUCACGGACGACAUGAAGCUGGAGCAGCUGAAGAUGUACGAGAUGCUGGUGGGCCAGGCGCGGCAGCCGCUGCUGCACCACAAGCCCAUCCUGCGGCCGCUCAUGAUGCUGCUGUCGUCCUGCUCGGGCACAGCGGCGCCGCAGGUGGAGGCUGAGCUGGUGCUGCUGCUCAACCAGCUGUGCUGCGUGCUGGCGAAGGACCCUUCGAUUCUGGAGCUGUUCUUCCACACCAGCGAGGACCAGGGAGCCACCAACUUCCUCAUCUUCUCCCUGCUCAUCCCCUUCAUCCACAGAGAGGGCACAGUGGGCCAGCAGGCCAGAGACGCACUGCUGCUCAUCAUGUCGCUGUCGGCAGAGAACGAGCGAGUGGCCAGACACGUGGCAGAGAAUACCUACUUCUGUCCGGUGCUGGCCACAGGGCUGAGCGGCCUGUACUCCUCUCUGCCCACCAAGCUGGAGGUUCCCAACGAGGAGUGGCACUGCCUUCACAAAGAGGACUGGCUCAAGAUGCCGUCCCUCGUCCAGUUUCUCAACUCGCUGGAGUUCUGCAACGCCGUCAUUCAGGUGGCUCAUCCUGAUAUCAGGGACCAGCUGGUUGGUUACAUCUACAAUGGAUUCCUCGUGCCUGUCCUUGCGCCGGCUCUCCACAAGCUGACACUGGAGGAGGUGAUGACCACCACGGCGUACCUCGACCUCUUCCUGAGGAGCGUAACCGAGCCGGCUCUGCUGCAGACUUUCCUCUCCUUCAUCCUCCUUCACCGUCACGAGAGCGUCCACAUUCUAGACACCCUCGUCAGCCGCAUCAACACCCCUUUCCAGUUGGGCACCGUGUCACUGGCGCUCUUCCGGACCCUCAUCGGCUUAUACUGCGAGGAUGUGAUGCUGCAGCUCGUGUUGAGGUACCUGAUCCCCUGUAAUCACAUGAUGUUGAGUCAGAGACGCGUGGUGAGGGAGAGGGACUGCUACUCUGUGUCAGCCGCCAAGAUCCUGGCAUUAACGCCGUCCUGCUGCUCUCCGGAUCGCAGCCCCCCACCCCUCCGACAGCUGGACUCCAUCCUCUUUUCCAAGGGUGCGGAGACUCCCAACAGCACCAGAGCCACAGAGGAGAACGAGAGCUUCCUAGAAGAGGAUGACGGCUCUGGUAACUCCUGCACCAUCGGCUCAGAAAUCUACCUGGAUGUCAGCUAUCUUCAUUACCUCUACGACGCCCGCCUGAGCAUCAGCAGCUGCAUACGGGCCUGCCGGGUGUGGUCGGCCCUCUACGACAGCGAGGACCCGCCUCCUGAGAAAUACCAGCCCGGCGUCCUGGAGGAGUCAGCACUGACGAGAACCCAGAUGGUUCUCAAGAGAGUCCCUAAACCAGUGGUGCCUCGCCCGCAACACCGCCCGCCGCCGACUGCAGAGCUUCCCUCUGUCAACCAGCUGGAGCUGGAGUGGGAUGAUAGUUACGAUGCGUGCCCAGUGCAGACAGCCGAGGCUCCUGUGGAGAGUAAACCUCCGCAGCAGCCUCCUGCCGAGCCCCCAAAGCACAUCCAGGAGAUGAGGAAGACAGCCAUUAUGUUGGUCAAAGGCACAUAUAUUGAGGAAAAUGAGUUCCAGGACGACGUCAUGGUCUACGAUCUUGUGGCCAAGAAAGACGCCAGAGAUAGCGAGCGUGGAAGGCUCAAAUCAAGGGGGUCUGAAUCGGAAUCAACCCAACAGGGCUCUGCAGAACUUCCCCUCAAAAACGGACUCAGUCUAACACUCCCACCUUCUCUGAUGGCUGAUAACAGCAUGAAGCCCUUGGAGCCCAAGGCCACAGGUCAGACAGAUUGUAAUUCCAACCUCCAAAACAACAACACCGCUGCCGCUGAGCUGGGCGACGACCUUUUGGCCCAGUACGAGGAGCUCAUUCGCACGUUGGACAGUGAAGCGGGCGGAAAACAGGUCAAAAGUGACACAGAGGUGAAGAAGCCUGUCGCACCUGUGGCAGAGAUGGAGGAGGUGGAGGAGGAGGAGAUGGAUUUCACCUCCUUCUCUGCCGAGACACCGGAGCCGGAGAAAGUGCAAUCACCGUUUGGGCCUAAGUUCUGCAGCGGGAGUGUUGGUAGAAGCCACUCAGUGCCUUUCACUGGUCCGUUCGUCAGUGUGCUGCUGUCCCGUAUGGAGAACAUGCUGUCCAACUCGCUCCACGUCAACCUGCUGUUGACGGGCAUCCUGGCCCAGCUGGCGGCCUACCCUCAGCCUCUCCUGCGCUCCUUCCUCCUCAACACCAACUUGGUGUUUCAGCCGACGGUUCGCUCCCUUUACCAGGUACUCGCCACAGUGAAGCACCAGAUAGAAGAGCUGGCCGCCAGCAGGAAAGACUUCCCCGAGCUGAUCACUGCCGCCCAACACUGGCUGCUGGCCAGGGAGACGUCCUUCAUGACAGCAGACAAAAGUGGCGGCGGGGGCAGACACUCCUCCCACGGUGAGGCGGGAAGGAUCCUGAAGAACUCGCCGCCACCGAAACCCAAAGCCAUCUCUCUGGAUCGGACAGACGUCUUCGCUACCGUCCUCUUCACGGAGUUCCUCAAAGAGCUGGCCGCUAUUGCACAGGAGCACUCCAUCUUAUCGUACAUUCCUAUGGAAGAGUGAUCGCGUCCCCGACAGGCCUCAGCUGAACUCUGAAAGAUUUUAAAAGACUCUCUUUUUAUGAUGGUUUUCUAGUUUGUUUGUUUUUCCUGUCGUUUUCAGGCACAAAACCUCUUUUAGAUCAAGUGAUUUAUACAACUGUUUUUAAAGAAAUAAGUGUAUUUAUUUUCCAAGCAAAGAUAAUCAAGUCCAUGUGCUUGUCAAUCUCAACUUUGUAGUUGGUUUUUUUCCUUGCCAAACUUUUCGGCUAGACCUGUUUGAUGAAGCCCGCACCAGCCGAUUAAUGCUCCAGGUCCACCAACCAAAGACUGUAAAGAGAUGAUUUUAAAAAACAAAAAACAGCUUUUUAUUGAAAGCAAUCAGCCCUUUUUUCUGGCCUCCAGGGUCCUCCGCCCUCUUUUCUGAAUGUCUUCUACAGCCACAGCAUGAUGUCCGCUGCUCACUGUGGCUCUGUUGGAUAACUCAGGUGGCCUUUUCUGGAGAGUCGUUUGCCUCUUUGUCAGCAGGACCGAGCACCACGCGGCGCAGCGACCGCUUCGGGAGCGCUUCAAUCACAAAAAUGUCACUUGAAGAAGAAGAAGAAGAAGAGGAAGGAGAAGGGCCGGCAUCAUCGAACACAUCUGGACUCCUCCAGUCUUAUGCAACUGUUACAUGACUGCAAUUUUCAGACAGUCACUUUUUUUUUUUUGUCUUGAACUUUACAAAGUGGGCUUUGUGUGUUAUUUAGACAUACAUUUGUGUUUGGGGCGUUUUUUUUUUUCUGUUUAAUUCAUGACGGUACCUCAGGAGAUUUUUUUUCUAACGCACGGUCUGUCCUCUCUGCUCUUAAACAAUCUUCGGGUGAAGCAGCGUUUUCCUCUUAAUGCACUAGUUUCUCACACUAAUGGGCUCCACAUAUUUUUUGGUUAUUUUUCCCUACAUCACAGCACCGAAAUCAGAAUUAUUCACGCUAUAUUUAAUUUGCCUUACUUUAGUGACGCUAGACAGUGUACAUAUUGUAAGAAAAAAAAGUUGUAAUGACGUAGAGACACUAUGCAAAUCGAGGAUGUUUUUUGGGUAUAAUUAAGUUUGGGAUAUUUUCAGACUGGGAUGGGGUAUUUAAGCUUUUAUGAGAGUUUCUAUUGCCAUAUGUUUCCCUCUCUUUCAAAGAGGUUAUAUUGUGGCUAGUUGUUAUGAUUUGUCAUCGUGUUCUAUUUAGGGAUUGUGUAGGGUGUUUAAAGUUGUGUUUAAAAGCCUGAAAUCUCACUUUUUGGCAAACUGCUGGAAACCGCCUUUUUAUUUCAGAGCAGGUUUUGCACACAGUUGUUAAAAAUGAGGUAACGCGAGAGAAAUAUUUUGUUAUGAAGCAGAAAUACUUCUAAACUGGUGCCUGUAUAAUGAUUUUGGAACACAUUAUUGCCUGAUUUCAAAUGGAUUUACUCAGAAGUCCACAGUACAAGUUAGGGCUGCAGAAUUAAUUUUAAACAUUUAAAGAAUGGUGUUAUGAUAAAUGCAUUAUCUAACUUUUUUUUAAUAUAAUAAAGGUAAAAGCAUAUAGUUGAUUCGAAACUGAUUAUUCCCACUAAUUUUGAAUCAGAUCAAAAUUGCAUAAGCUUUCAAAAUAAUCACGAUAUGAUAAUUUUUUUUUUUUUGCUACGUUGUGCAGCCCUAGAAUAAACUUAAAAUGAAGCCAUAAGAAAAUUGUUAAGUUGAAGCCGUCCCAUAUUUUCUGUUUCAUAUGAAUUGCUCUCAAGUGUCUCUGUUGACUUGAUGGGGAUUCUGUUGAUGUUCUGUGGUCAAGAUGUGCAUAGUGCAGGAAAUAGUUAAUUAUUGAAGUUAAGAUCUUUAAAUUUAUGGAGGCAAGUAUGUGAGAAAUGAUAUAUUAGAAUAAGGGAUGCACCGAUUUAUCCACCAAACAUCAGUGUCGGCCGAUAUAUAUCAUUGAGCAGGUCGUUGAACGGCGGGUUAAAAAGGCUUUUGCUACACCAGCUUUACAAAAGAAAAACUGUUUUAUGUGUUAAAAGGUUGUGGCAAAGGUUGUUUCAUAAAUUUGUGCUCAGUCACCUGUAGCGUAAAGGAGCGCUGAAUGACUUUUAAGCUGCUCACUUCAUCAUGAAUGUGUCUUUGUUUUCCUGGGUAACGACUAAAACAUCUGUGUCGGCUGUCUGCAAAACUGUUACUUGAAACAUUGGCAUCAGUAUCGGCCUAGAACAUCACAAUCAGUGCAUCCCUGAUUACAUCUGUUUAUGCAGAACAAAGUUAUGAAAUGAAUUGUUAUGGACUGCAACUUCUAACAAAAACAUCUAUGUACUUUUAUACAAACAGAAUUUAUUUGAAGAGGCAACUGUACAUCCUGCAGUGUUGUCAAACUAUCCUAGCUUGAUGAAUAUCCGUCAUCUCAUUAAUCCAGCUAAUAAGACGAUGAAUCGUGUUCAGCUUUGGUUUUUUGUACAUGGAGUGUGUAUCUUGUUUCCUAUUUAAAUCCACUCAGUCGACAAAUUAUGCAGUAGGAUCAGUUUGUACUUCUUUUUUUUUUUAAUUUAUAGAAAUGGCUUUGAAAUGUAUAUUUGUAUCAAUCAAAGCAAAUCUUUUCUCUCCGGUAAAAGAAUGUUUUCAGAGCACUUUAUCAGCUUUUUCAUACUGCAGUGCCACUCUCGCACCGCUGACCCUCAACCAGCUCAGAUUCAGUCUGUGUAACGAGCCCGGUGCGGCCUCACAAUAACUGACUCAGCAGCAUCGUGGCGUGGAAAAAAAAACGGGUUCUUAUUCCAAAGAUUCAUCCUCUCUGACACCAUUGGGCCUCCAGUUUUCUAUCCGAGAUGUGAUCAGGUUUCUGUUCCGACACAAAGGCAUGCCUCUUUUAAUAAAGACAACUUCUGACAAAUGGAA